UGACGCUUUUCAUUCUCAGUAGAUUUUUUUCCGCCGCUGUUGGAUUUGACCUAAUCUGACAAUAACAACCAUAACAGCGUUUUAAAUCACCCAGCUCAGCCCUAUCUGGAAUAUUUCUCAUCUUUUAUCUGGAUUUCUAUAGAUUUCUAUUGUUUGAUUGCAAUCUUGUGUAAUUUUCCCCCUCGCAUUGCGGUCGGAUCUUUUCACUCAGGGCGUGUUGGGGGCGAGUUGAGCCCGGGUUUUGGAGCUCGAUUUCGGGACGACUGUGAGGAAUGACAGCGGCUAGAGACGGACUGAUCGGAGCCUAAAAUGGAUACGAUGGAUUAUAACGACCUGGGGAACCGCCUGGAGCAGAAACUCAGCCUCCAGGACAAAACUCUCCCUCUGCAGUCAGACCAGAUCCAGUGUGAGAAGCUGAAGACUUCCCUCUCCCCAGACGACUCCGCUUUCACAGAAUUGUCUCCUAAGAGCGACUCCAGUGCUCGCACAGACACGAACACCAGAACGGAUGUGUCCAGAGGAGAGCCCGCCCCCUGCACGCCAGACCCCGCCCCCCACCACGCCAGAGCCACGCCCACCGCCCAAGAAAGAAAUGACGUCAGAACAGAGACAGAAACUGGCCAAGGAGCGGAGAGAAGAGAGAGCCAAAUAUAUCGCGGCAAAGAAGGCGCAGUGGUUGGAGAAAGAGGAGCGAGCGAGAAGACUGAGAGAAUCCCAACUGGAGGAGAGGAGGAGGAAACUGGAGGAACAGAGAGUCAAAGCAGAAAGGAGGAGAGCUCUGCUAGAGGAGAAACAGAGACAGAAACUAGAGAAAAACAAGGAGCGAUAUGAAGCAGCCAUCAAGAGGUCCACUAAGAAAACCUGGGCCGAGAUCCGUCAGCAGAGAUGGUCCUGGGCCGGAGGACUCAACCAGACCUCCAGACGAGAGACCCGCAGCCUGCGCCUCAGCCCGUGGGAGAGCAAAAUCGUGGAGAGACUCAUGACGCCGACACUGUCCUUUCUGAAGAAGAGCCGGAGCGCCGCCACGCUGCUCAACAACACCAACGACUCGUGCAGUCCUCUGAGCUGCUCUCAUCAGAACAGUGCAGAGAGAUGGAGAAUGUCCUCAGCCUCAACUCCAGACAUCACCCAGAGACCACAGAGACAGAGAUACUCCACCCCGGUGGAAAAGAAGAAAAAAGAAAAGAAGGAUAAAGAGCGAGAGAACGAGAAAGAGAAGAAUGCUCUGUCUAAAGAAAGAACACAGAAGAAGAGACAGACGCCAUCACCCACGGCAACAAUCAAUCAGAGGAGUCGACCAGACGGCAGCGCCUCUAAACCUAAAAAACGCCCUCCGUCUCCUGCUCCUCCUAAGUCCCGCCCCCUCUCGCCUCUCGUCCAAUCAUCUUCCUCCUCUAAGACCGGCCCGGGUAAGAAGACCCCGCCCUCCUCUGGGACCAAAACCAGACCCAAACGAUCCCAGACCCCAGCCCGAGUCCAGACCACGGUCUCUGCGGUCGCCGUGGAGACAGAGGUGGAGGCGAAACCACGGCAACAGAGUCCCGUCACCGAGGAGACGAAGGAUGCUGCUAAAGUUCCUGCUAUCGUUGUAUCAUCUGCCCCAGUGACCCCUCCCUCCCCAUCCGCCCCGUCUACUCCUGCCCCCUCUACCCCUGCUCCUGCUCCCUCUACCCCAGCUCCUGCCCCUGUGACGGGCACGGGCAGGCCAAGCGCGGGCACUAACGACCCAGAGGAGGCUGCCCGGGCCCUGGCGGAGAAGAGGAGGCAGGCGCGAGAGCAGAGGGAGAGAGAGGAGCAGGAGAGACUGGAGCAGGAGCACAGGAACAGGAUUUUGCGAGAGGAGGCUGCAGCUCGGGAGGCAGAGGAGAGAAAAAGAAGAGAGGAAGAGGCGCGAUUCAUGGCUGAACAGCAGAGACUGAGAGAUGAGGCGGAGGAGAGAGAGAGGGAGGAGAGAGAGAAGAAAGAGAAGGAGGAGAACGAACGGAUGCAAAAACAGAGGGAGGAGGCAGAGGCCAAAGCUCGCGAGGAGGCCGAGCGACAGAGAGUGGAGAGAGAGAAACACUUCCAGAAAGAAGAGCAGGAACGACUCGAGCGCAAGAAGCGUCUGGAGGAGAUCAUGAAAAGGACGAGAAAGAGCGACGCUGGGGACAAGAAAGAAGUGAAGGCCUCUCCACAAGUGAACGGCAAAGACUCCGAGCUCACGAAAGCCUCAGUGCCGGUGGUGAGCGCUGGAGCGGCUCAGGGUCCAGUGUUAAACGGGGUCCAGUCUCAUCAGAACGGACUCAACCAGAACAACCAGUUUGACGAUCUGCUGAGCCUGAACCAGAGCAGCGGCGGCGGCAGCGGCGGCAGUGGAGGAGGAGGACUGCUCAAACCACAGCCUGUCACCGAGGUCUUGUAAGUCCACACAGACGCUGCUCUGGCCUUAAGUCUCGGGAGAUUCACUCGCUUUUUCAGCCUGUGCCAAAACAACAACAACAACAACAAAAUGAUGAACUGUACUGAGACCUGGAGCCACUCUGCCUACAACCACUUUAAAAUGUACUAAAGAUUUAAAAGUAUAAGAACAGUAUUGUAAGGUGCAACACUACAUGAGUUUUACUGAAAUCCUGUAACAUGCAGAGUUUCUGGAGCACCUUAAAGCAGACGACUAUGGAAAAGAGUUUAAAGAGGGGGUAUUAUGCUCAGUUGUUUCUUUUUUUUUUGCUUUUUCUACCGUGUUAUAAUGUUGUUUUCUCAUCAUUUUUAUAUGCCUGAAGAGGGUUUAGAGUCAUCCAUGCAUGUUUGAGUAAUCUAGAGAUCUCUCCCGGGCUCCAUAGAUAUACAAAAACAUGAUACGAACUUACACUACAACUUCACAAUCCUGAUGCGAUGUGCUGUAGUUUCAUUAGUGAGAUGCACGCUGAUUGUGUUGUGAUAGCGCUAUGAAAGGGGAGUGACUUAACAUAGGGAGCAAAGGGAGGGGGGGGCCUCAGAGCAUCAAAAACGAAAGUGAAACUUAUAGAACAUGUCGAUAUGUUGUUUUUUCGACGAAUAUAGCAUUUUUAAAAGAAUAAAAGGUAACAUGGUGAUCUAAAUAAGUGAUGUGUUACAGUUAAUGCCCCACAGAAGUAAAGUACCCCCUCUUUAAGACCUUAUAAAAUCAUGGAAAUGAUUAUUAUUAUUAUUGGAUAAGGUUGUAUUCUUACGAUGAGGAUUUGAUGUUGUUUUUCGUUGAGCAUCGUGAGUCUUUUUGCUGUUUUUUGUGUCUUGAAUCUUGAUUUAUUUAAACUCGGCGAGCAAAUAAUGAAAUGUAAAAAUGUGUAUGCUGCCUCUGUCACGGGGAUGUGUCAAUAAAGCUUUAUCAAAGGGAAA
Molecule: messenger RNA, 3354 nt
Organism: Boleophthalmus pectinirostris (great blue-spotted mudskipper)
Lineage: Eukaryota; Metazoa; Chordata; Actinopteri; Gobiiformes; Gobiidae
Gene: map7d1b
Product: MAP7 domain containing 1b
Exons: 17
Coding region: 509-2401 (630 amino acids)
Biological process (GO): microtubule cytoskeleton organization
Cellular component (GO): microtubule cytoskeleton
Source: RefSeq, a predicted model, not a curated record